CCAUCAAACCCAAAGAUGAAGUUGGACGUAUUCUUACAGCCAUUGAUACACGAGUUAAAAUCUCUGUGGGAGGUUGGUGUGAACACUUACGACAUAUCGUUGAAGCAAAAUUUCCAGAUGCGAGCAGCUCUGAUAUGGACUAUCAGUGAUUUUCCAGCGUACGCUAUGUUGUCUGGGUGGGGUACAGCUGGGAAAUUGGCAUGUCCACAUUGCAUGGAGAAUACAGAAGCAUUCACUUUGCCGAUGAGUGGAAAACAAUCGUGGUUUGAUAAUCAUCGGAAGUUCUUACCUCCUAACCAUGUGUUUAGGAGAAACAAAACUUCAUUCUUGAGGAAUAAGACAUGCAAUGUUGGUCCACCAGAACAAAGAUCAGGAAUACAAAUCUUGAAUCAAAUCGAGGGGUUAGGCUUCGUGAAGGUUACCGAAGACUUCGAUGGCAGGAACGCUCAACUCGCCAAAUAUCAAGAUGUAGGGUGGAAAAAGAAAAGCAUAUUUUGGGAUCUACCCUAUUGGAGACAUCUUUUGAUUCGACAUAAUCUGGAUGUCAUGCACAUUGAGAAAAAUGUGUUUGAUAACGUGUUUAAUACUGUCCUGAAUGUGAAGGGGAAGACAAAAGAUACAGAAAAAUCUAGAGAAGAAUUGAACACCUUCUGCAAGCGGAAAGAGUUGAAGAAAGUGGAUGGAACUCGAGGGUAUCCGAAAGCAUGUUAUACGCUUGACAGGGAAGAGAAGAAGAUCUUACUUCAAUGGAUCAAGAGUCUUAAGUUUCCCGAUGGGUACGUGUCAAAUAUUAGUAGAUGCGUUGACAUGAACGCCCUGAAGAUGCACAACAUGAAAAGUCACGACUGUCACGUGUUCAUGCAAAUCCUUCUGCCUGUUGCAUUUAAAGAACUUCUUCCUAAGAAUGUUUGGGAGGCAAUUACAGAGUUAAGUUUCUUCUUCAGAGAAUUAACAUCCCGCAACGUGGCCAUAUAUGACAUGAGAAUACUGAGUGAGAAGAUAGCUGUUACUCUUUGCAAACUUGAGCGUAUCUUCCCUCCUAGUUUAUUUGAUUCAAUGGAGCACCUACCAGUUCAUUUGGCAGAUGAGGCACGAUUGGCUGGUCCAGUGCAAUAUCGGUGGAUGUAUCCUUUUGAAAGAUAUUUGAGGACAUUAAAAAAUCAUAUAAAAAACAAAGCCAAGGUUGAGGCGUCCAUCGCCAAUGCAUACUUACUUGCAGAAAUGUCAACCUUCUCUUCGUUUUACUUUGAAGAUCAAAUAUCUACAAAGUGGACAACUUUGCCUCGCAAUAUUGAGAUGCCCGUUGCUGAAAAUGAUGAUCCUCUUUGUCUCGCCAUAUUCAAACCUAUUGGGCGUUCACUUGGCCGAGGGACGAAGAGAUACAUGGAUGAGCGCGAAUGGCUUGCUGCACACAUGUAUAUUUUGAGCAAUUGUGCAGAGGUUGCAGAGACAUAUAGCAAGAUCUUCAAGGAGGAAAAACGAUAUGCAAAUCCUUACAUGAUUGAUGCAUAG
Messenger RNA from Salvia miltiorrhiza (redroot sage), 1512 nucleotides. RefSeq lists its product as uncharacterized. The record is from RefSeq and is a predicted model, not a curated record. The transcript has 2 exons. Lineage: Eukaryota; Viridiplantae; Streptophyta; Magnoliopsida; Lamiales; Lamiaceae. Bases 16 to 1512 code for a protein of 498 amino acids.